Molecule: messenger RNA, 1323 nt
Organism: Pochonia chlamydosporia 170
Lineage: Eukaryota; Fungi; Ascomycota; Sordariomycetes; Hypocreales; Clavicipitaceae
Product: arginine n-methyltransferase
Exons: 2
Coding region: 1-1323 (440 amino acids)
Biological process (GO): peptidyl-arginine methylation
Cellular component (GO): cytoplasm; nucleus
Molecular function (GO): protein arginine N5-methyltransferase activity
Source: RefSeq, a predicted model, not a curated record
AUGUCCUCUUCCAUCGACGACUCCAUGCCCACGAGGAUAUCCUCCGACUGCCCCCAAGACACUCGCGACAUCUUAUACCACGCCUGGGGCCACGACCUCUCCGGCCUCAAGACCCUCCUCGACGUCCGCGGCAAAGCCAGUGCGCAGGACCCCAAAACUGGUGAAACUCCGCUCCACGCAGCCAUUCGCGCCUGUGGUCCUGCAGGUCCAAACUCCAACAAUUCCGAAGAUGGUGAAGACGGCUGCGUCGAGGAAGCAAGAGCAGUACUGCAAGAGCUUUUCUUCUCGGGAGCCAUCUGGAACGAUGUCGAUAGCAACAAUGAGACCCCUGGCUGCGUCGCAUACCGAUUAGGUCGCAAGGCUUUAUACGAGAUGUGUGUAGACGCAGGCGUCCGCGCAGAGCUUCUCUUCUCCCUGAUGGAUGGCUACGAAGAGCUUUCCUCAGGAUCAGACGCCGAAGACAAUGAAGAUGAAGCAGAUAACCCUAGCAAAGGUGAAGAAGCAUCAGCCGACCAAAACGGAGACGCCAUGGACACCACAGACGACCAAGCCCAACCAGACCAAGACACACAACGCUUCAUCGCCCCCGACGCAGCGGAAAAGACCGUCACAAGCGAAGAAUACCUCUCGUCAAAACUAACAUACGACGCCUCCAAACUCCUCGACGCCGACCUAAACGGCGUCAUGAUGUCCUGGGAAACCGACAUCAUGCGCCGCUCCGUCAAAGCCCUCCUCCCCGACCCCGAAAACCAAGCAGGCAAGCGCAUCCUCAACAUCGGAUUCGGAAUGGGCAUCAUAGACAGCAUGUUCGCCCAGACAGACCCAUCACGACACCACAUCAUCGAAGCACACCCCUCCGUGCUAGAACACCUCGCCCAGCCAGACUCCAAGUUCGGCCAGGCAUGGGAGAAGAGCGGCCCCGAGGACGGCGCAUUCAAAGUCUGGGCGGGGAAGUGGCAGGAUAUAGUGCCCAAGUUGCUGGAGCAGGGGGAGGUCUACGACGCGAUUUACUUUGACACAUUUGGCGAGGACUACUCGCAGCUCAAGAUGUUUUUUAUGGAGUAUAUACCCGGGCUAAUGGAUCAGGAAGGGAGAUUUAGCUUUUUUAAUGGAUUGGGCGCAGAUAGACAGGUCUGCUAUGAUGUUUAUACAAAGGUUGUUGAGAUGCAUGGCGCGGAUGCUGGUUUGGAUGUGGAGUGGGAGGUGAGUGAUGUUGAUAUGAAGGGACUGAAGGAGGAUGGGAAGGGCGAGUGGGAGGGUGUACGGAGACGGUACUGGACGCUGGAUAAGUACAGGUUGCCUGUGUGUACAUUCAUGGGAUAG